AUGAGCGACAAGGAAGAAAGCAGCUCGUCCUCCUCGGAGGUGGAGAGCAGCUCUGAGGAAGAGACGACGACCGAAGAGAAGGGAAACGCCAAGAAGGAGUCGAAGGACGAGGAAUCUUCGUCGGAGGAGGAGUCUUCGUCUUCGGAGGAGGAAUCCAGCUCCGAGGAGGAGGAGUCUGAGAAGCAGGAGGCCCCUGCCAAGAGGGAGGCCGCCGCUGCCGCCCCCGCCGAGAAGAAGGAGGCCGCCAAGGAGGAGGAAUCCGACGAUGACGAUGAGUCUUCUUCGUCUGAGGAGGAGUCGUCAUCUUCCGAGGAGGAGUCUUCGGAGGGCGGCGAGAGAGCCCCCAAGGAGCCCACCAAGGAUGCUGCCUCCGGCGGCGACGAUGAUGAGUCGUCCUCCUCCGAGGAGGAGGAGAGCUCUUCCUCCGAGUCUGACGGAUCGGGCGACGAUGGCGAGUCCAGCUCCUCGUCCGACGACGACGAUGAUUCGAGCGACGCCAAGCCCGCCAAGGCCGAGCCCAAGGAUGCCGGCAAGCCCAAGGACGGCGGUAAGCCCAAGGAUGGCGACGGCAAGAAGGGCGGCGACAAGCCCAAGGACGACGGCAAGAAGGGCGGCAAGGGCGAGGGCAAGGAGAAGGACGCCGGCAAGGGUUGCUGUAUACUUAUGUAA
Messenger RNA from Acanthamoeba castellanii str. Neff, 669 nucleotides. Its product is annotated as serine/threonine protein kinase. Bases 1 to 669 code for a protein of 222 amino acids. The transcript has a single exon. NCBI's taxonomy places the organism in Eukaryota, Discosea, Longamoebia, Acanthamoebidae. The record is from RefSeq and is a predicted model, not a curated record.